GAAAAAGAAAAAGAAAAAGAAAAUCACAAAGAUUUACUAAUAACUAGUUUAACUUUUUUUUAGAAAGAUAAUUUUUUAACCAUCUAUCAAACUUUAACUCAACUAUUAACUAGUUUAACUUUUUUUAGAAAGAUAAUUUUUUUAACCAUCUAUCAGACUUUAACUCAAGAUUUACCGGAAAUAAUAAACUAGUGUGAGUUAAAUAAGAUAUGGGAUAGUGGGAGGUGAAGGAUUCGAUCCUAAUGUAUCGUAGUUAAGUCGUUAAAAGAAAUAUGUUAAUUGGAAAUAAGAAUUUAUAUGUGAUAUAACAUUAUAACAAAUUAAAACGGUAAAAUAAAAUAUAACAGCUCAAUAAUAUUAUUUAACUUGUUUUGAUACAUGAUACGUGGUGUUACUAAGAUUAUGUGUGGCGGUUUUAACUACACUGACAUCUUGUGGUGGUUUUAGGCCAAUCGGUAUGUAUCAUGAAGGGCCAUCGCGAAAUGAGGUGGCCACUAGUGGAACACCGCCCCCUCACUAGUGAUGGUGAAGGGCAUGAAGAUCUUCACAAUGCUCGCAUAGGUAGUGGAUGAGUGUCUAAUUGGAUUUAAAAAAAAAAAGAGAGAGAUAGUGGAGAAAUAGUGAACGACGCAUAUGGUUAGUAAAGGAGAGAGAUGAUGUAACGAGAUGCUGACGUGACGUUGAGAUGGAGGAUGGUGAUAGAUGCUCACUAGUUAUAAUCUAUUAAAGUUAUUUUUGGGAUUAAAAUUAUCUUUAAUUCAAAGAUUUUCUCUAGGAAAAGGUCGUCGGUUGAAGUUUCGUUCGUGACAAAUUAUCAUGCGUGAGCUAGAGGUUUUAACACAAUGAGCCUUCGGAUGACGGUUUCCCCUAGAAUCGGUGAGAGGUCGAGUCAUCAGCGCUGUCUACGAUCACAAACAUGUAUAGGCUUUUGCCCCUGGUACCUGGGUGGCCGAGUUUUGUUUGAUAUUAAAAAACUAAGCACCUUCUAUGGCACAAAUUAAAAGGGGCUUUUUAGGGUCCGAAUACCUGAACAAAUAUCAACCAACAAUCACGCUACAGUUCUCAUAGUAGCAGUGGCAAAUCAAAUCAAAUCAAAUGGGGAUACUGGCAUGCAUCGGAGUGAUCUCACCUUUUCCAUUCUACUACUUUCUAUGGAAUCACCCACAGACAUGGGUUAAUCUCUGCGGAAAAGAUCGAGAUCCUUCCAAAACCAUGGCUAUGGUCUCUCAUGUUUUCAAGCUCAUCCAGUUCGUAUCGCUGUACUCCGUUUCCACUCUCUCAUGGCCCCCUCCCUUGUAUUUCUGGCCCCUCAUCUUAAUCGGCCAGUUUCUUAAUUUCAGGGUAUACCAAUUACUUGGUGAAGCAGGCACUUACUACGGCGUACGGUUUGGAAAGAACAUACCAUGGGUGACAGAGUUCCCUUUCGGUACAGUAAAAGACCCUCAAUACGUAGGUAGUAUUAUGAGCCUUGUAGCUUGUGUAGCAUGGGUCCCAUUCUUGUACAUCUUCCUUUGGGUACUAGGAUACCUUUUCAUGAUACAUGUUGAAUCGAAAGAGGAUCCGGCUUCUCGAGCCAAACCGCUUUCUUGAAUCAUAUUAGCCAACAUCCUCCCAUAAACUUUGUAGUUUGAUUUUAUCUAGUCAGAUCUAAUUGAUGUAGAAUGUUCCUUUGAAUAUUUAUGAUGUUCGUAUGCAUCGAUGAAUUUCCUCGUUGUUGUUUUUA
This is a messenger RNA of Helianthus annuus (common sunflower), 1723 nucleotides long. RefSeq names its product phosphatidyl-N-methylethanolamine N-methyltransferase. The transcript is spliced from 2 exons. Lineage: Eukaryota; Viridiplantae; Streptophyta; Magnoliopsida; Asterales; Asteraceae. Gene Ontology annotation, molecular function: S-adenosylmethionine-dependent methyltransferase activity. The coding region runs from base 1096 to 1590 and encodes 164 amino acids. Gene Ontology annotation, biological process: phosphatidylcholine biosynthetic process. The record is from RefSeq and is a predicted model, not a curated record.